AUGGCUCCCGUUGCUGCCGCGAGGCUCCCCUACCGGGACAUCAACGUCAGGGUCACCGUCGACGCCUACACCUUCACCUCGCCCUCGUCCCCCGACGCGCCCGCCCUCAUCAUCGACCGUCCCACGGGUGAUGUUCGUCUCGCCAACGCCGGUCUGCAAGCCGGAAAGCGUGCCACGCGUGUCUCCAGCGUCGCCGGCAUCCUCGGUGUCAUCCAGCUCCGCCUAGACAAGUAUGUCAUCGUCAUCAGCAAGGCCAAGACGGUCGGCCGCCUCAAGGGCCACAUGGUCUACAAGAUUCUUGCCACGGAGAUCCUGCCCAUGCGCGAGCGCCAGAUCCACGAUGCCGACGAGGACACCUUCAUCAACCUCCUCAAGACCUUCCUGCAAAACGAACCCAUGUACUUUUCCUACUCCGUCGACCUCACAAACUCCUUCCAGCGCCAAUCCCACGCCGACACGUCCAGCCCCAUGUGGAUGAGGGCCGACGACCGCUUCUUCUUCAACAAGCACCUGCAGUCGGACCUCGUCGAGUUCCGCAGACGUGGCUCGAGAAGCCAGCCCGGGUCGCAGCCCGGCAUAGAUCCCUUCAUCCUGACCUGCAUCUUUGGCAUGCUCGAGAUCAGGCCGACCAAGUUCAAGAACACGCCUCUGACCCUCGUCCUGAUCUCGCGAAGGUCGCGAUACCGAGGCGGGACGAGGUACUUUACCCGCGGCGUCGACGAGGAUGGCCACGUGGCCAACUACAACGAGACGGAGCAGAUCAUCAUCCUCAACGACAGCAGCAGCGGGCUCGGCGGCUUCGCCGGCAGCACCGACAUGCAGAGCGGCAAGUUCGGCUCCGUCGCCGGCCUCGAGGCGCAGUUGAUGUCGUACGUGCAGACUCGAGGGAGCGUGCCGACCUAUUGGUCCGAGAUCAACAGCCUCAAGUACGUGCCGAAGCUGCAAGUCCGCAGCACCGAGGCCGGCUUCUCGGCCGCGCAGAAGCACUUUGACGAGCAGAUCCGACUCUACGGCGACAACUACCUCGUCAACCUCGUCAACCAAAAAGGUCGCGAGUGCAGGGUCAAGGAGUCGUACGAGAAGAUGGUCCACUCCCUCGUCUCGGGACCCAAGGAGCACCCCGAGUCGGACCGUGUCUCGGACGAAAAGUUCACCAUGGUCCAGUCCGGCACCCGACGCCAGCAGUUUGAUCGUCUGCAUUACGUCUACUUUGACUACCACAGCGAGACCAAGGGCAUGAAGAUGCAUAAGGCCCACGCCCUUGUCGAGAGGCUCCACGACGCGCUCAUCAGCCAGGGCUACUUCCGCGGCGUCGACACGCCGGCCAACAUGACGGGCAACAUCGACGUGCGCAGUUUUCAGACGAGCGUCAUACGCACCAACUGCAUGGACUGUCUCGACCGGACCAACGUCGUGCAGAGCAUGUUUGCGCGGCACGCCUUGGAUCGCAUCUUCGAGGACGCCGGCUUCAUGUCUCGAGGUGCCACCUUCCGGGACGAGGAUCCUGCCUUUGAGCUCACCUUCCGGAACAUGUGGGCCGACAACGCCGACGUCGUGUCCUCGUCCUACUCUGGCACCGGCGCCAUGAAGACGGACGUGACCCGGACCGGCAAACGCACGACGGCGGGUGCCCUGCGAGACGCCCGCAUCGGCAUCACACGAUACUUUCUCAACAAUUUCAGGGACGGUCCCCGCCAGGACUCGUUCGACUUGUUCCUCGGAGCCUAUCAGCCGGGAGACACCAACAUCGGGACGAGCCUCGUCUUUGUCGAUCGACGGCCGCUCCUCAUCCAGUCCAUCCCCUACGUCCUUGCCUUUAGCGUCUUCAUCGUCUCCGUCGGCUUCCUCACGAAGCGCGAUCCCGAUGCCCGCGUCCUGCCGAUGCGCCUAUUCAUCUUCUUCUGGAGCGCCGUCGCGGCGUACUGCUUCUACUUUGUCUGGGCCCACGGCAUGCUCUAUGUCAACUGGCCGCGCCUCAACCCCCGACCCUUCGCCGUCGACGGCUACAGGGAGCACUAUACCAAGGCCACCAAGAGCCCCAUCAUCGGGCCCCUCGUCGCGCGCCAUGAAAGGGGGCUCAGUGCCGCGAGGUACCUCAACGCCGAGGAGGGCAAGAAGAGAAUCGAAUAG
Drechmeria coniospora is the source of this 2130-nucleotide messenger RNA. Its product is annotated as phosphoinositide phosphatase. Gene Ontology annotation, molecular function: phosphatidylinositol-4-phosphate phosphatase activity. Gene Ontology annotation, cellular component: endoplasmic reticulum. Bases 1 to 2130 code for a protein of 709 amino acids. Lineage: Eukaryota; Fungi; Ascomycota; Sordariomycetes; Hypocreales; Ophiocordycipitaceae. Gene Ontology annotation, biological process: phosphatidylinositol dephosphorylation. The transcript is spliced from 3 exons. The record is from RefSeq and is a predicted model, not a curated record.